UCCUUUUGUCUUUGCUCUGUUUCUCAGAGUGAAUCAAAGGAAACUUGUCUUUGAAAAGACUUCUUCUUUUGACUCGUCUUUUAUGUAGAGAACUUUCUGCUCUUACCAGAAUAAGUAAGAUUAAUGUUCAAUCUCAAGUAUUUCUGAGGGUAUACUCCUUACCCACAGAAAUAUACACUUGGGGCAAAAUCAGAAGAGGCUUCUCAUUCUCCCAACCACUGGACAGGAAGAGAAUUAACCCACAAUGGGUCAAGAAGAACCUCAAAAUAAACUCAGAGGCCAGCAUUCCCAGAUGAUCCCUUGGGCCAUUGCUGUUUUUUACAUCUCAGUUCUCAGUGCUUGUUUUAUUGCAAACUGUUUGGUAACUCAUCACAACAUUCUACGCUGCAGGAGAGAAGCAAGAGUGUUCAAGUUACCAGAGUACCACAUGAAGCUGACAUGCACCAGAGAGAAAUCAAAAUUGAAAGGGACCACCUGGAAUUGCUGUCCUUUUGGCUGGAGAGCAUUCCAGUCCAACUGCUAUUUUCCUCUUAAUGACAAUAAGACAUGGGAUAAGAGCGAAAGGAACUGCAUGAGGAUGGGGGCUCAUCUGGCCACCAUCAGCACAGAAGCUGAGCUGAACUUUAUUUCUCAAUUUUUGGAUAGACGAUUUUCAUAUUUCCUGGGAUUUAUAGAUGAGAAUCAUGGAGGCCAAUCCUUGGUGAACAAGACAGCAUUUUACCCACAUAAUUUAUUAUGGCAUGAGGGUGAACCCAAAAAUCAGGAAGAAAAUUGUAUUGUCCUUGUUAAUGUCCAAGACAAAUGGACAUGGAAUGAUUCUCCUUGUAACUUUGAGACAAAAAGUAUUUGUAAAUUACCUGGAGCAGCAUUCAACUAGAAACCUCCAAAGAAGUCCUUGCGAUGGGGACAGAAAAGAAGAACCAAUUAGACUAGGGAAGAAUGUACCUGCACCAUUGGAACAGAGAAAACCUGCUGAGAAAAUAGAAAAAUUUCAGUUAUGAUGGCCUUAUUUAUUUUUGUUCUAUUCAUUCAAGAUACUAUGUUUUUGUGUGGUAUGGUGGCAGGAGUCAUCUUUUGUGUGAGAAUCCAUUUUCAUUAACAUUGCUUUCUUGAUAGUA
Mustela erminea (ermine) is the source of this 1118-nucleotide messenger RNA. Its product is annotated as C-type lectin domain family 4 member D-like. Gene Ontology annotation, molecular function: signaling receptor activity. NCBI's taxonomy places the organism in Eukaryota, Metazoa, Chordata, Mammalia, Carnivora, Mustelidae. The transcript is spliced from 6 exons. The record is from RefSeq and is a predicted model, not a curated record. Bases 245 to 877 code for a protein of 210 amino acids.